Messenger RNA from Penicilliopsis zonata CBS 506.65, 4332 nucleotides. RefSeq lists its product as hypothetical. NCBI's taxonomy places the organism in Eukaryota, Fungi, Ascomycota, Eurotiomycetes, Eurotiales, Aspergillaceae. Gene Ontology annotation, molecular function: histidine phosphotransfer kinase activity; phosphorelay sensor kinase activity. Bases 1 to 4032 code for a protein of 1343 amino acids. The transcript is spliced from 7 exons. Gene Ontology annotation, biological process: protein autophosphorylation; phosphorelay signal transduction system. The record is from RefSeq and is a predicted model, not a curated record.
AUGAAUCCGGGCAUGAUGCAGGAGUGGGUUGCAGCGCGGGCUUGUGAUUGGGUCUCGGCAGGCGACUCUCGACAUUUCUCCAGCAGUGAACGCCAACCAGCUUCCCCAGAUGGGCUUGGAACCGCCACUAUGACGGAUCUCUCUCGUGCCAGGCAGCACGCCGACGACCAUCGUGCCCAUGAGCUCUACCACUACUUCCAGCCAGAUAACCCGGCCCUCCUGACGGCCCGGAAGAGCACAGCAGGCAGGGGAGGGAACCGGGGCAGCAGCAGCAGCAACAACAACAACAGAUACUCUUCCACGGCGCUGGCGGCCAUUAAGCUAGGCAUGCAACGAGCGGUGAUCAGUGUAAUAGAUCAUCAGACCCUCUACGUCGUGGCAGAGGCCACCCAGUCGUUGAACCUGGCCAAUAAUACCCUAUACGGUGCAGAAACCGACUCCCUGUGGAUGGGAUGUUCGAAUUCACCGCUGACUGGCACGUUAUGCGAGAAAACGAUUGCCCUACCGCCCUCGAGAGAUGGUGACGCCUCCUUUUUCAUCGUCGAAGACCUGCAGGCCCACGACGUGUACUGCCAGCUGCCCUGCGUUCAGCAAGUGCCUCACUGGCGAUACUACGCCGCCACGCCCAUCUCCACCCCCAAGGGCAUCAACAUCGGGAGUUUCUACGUCGUCGACCCGCGGCCCAAUCGCCAGAUCACCGCCCAACAGAAGGACGACCUGGCUGUCCUGGCCCAGGCGGUGGUCGACUACCUCGAUACCUCUCGCCAGGCCAUCGAAUCCGACCGGCUUACCCGCCUCAUCUCCGGCUUUAACUCCUUUAUGCAGGGGGACUCCUCUCUGGACGUUGCGCCUUUGUCAUCCUCCUCCUCAUCAUCAAACUCAUCAAAUCAGUCUCAAAGCGAGACGUCACCGACUGUUUCAAGGUCUCUUGGUUCGCAACGGCCCCAGGUAGUCGGUUCAGAGCGGCCGACGGAAACACCCAUAUCGGAUUCACAGGCUCCAAGGCCAGAGAGGAACAGCUCACAGCCAACAGAUCCUUCUUCUUCGCCCUCUUCGGAAUGGGUUACUGACCAAUGCAAGCUUGACGACAAAAGCUCGGCCAAACCUGAGGAGUCGACGUCCAUGCCUCGACAGUGGGUUUUUAAACGAGGCGUCAACAUCCUGCGAGAGAGUCUCGACCUAGGCGAGGACGGUGGAGUGGUUCUCAUCGACGCCAACAACACCUCUCCGUCAGAACACGACAACCAGAGGUUCGACCACUUCUCCAGCCAGACCCAGAAACACGCGGGCGUGUUGGCCCUGUCGACACACCACAGACCCUUCUCAGACACCACAAGCCUGGAAUCCUCUUCUCAGCCCGUCGCGCAGGUCGACCCGCGCUUCAUGAAACAGAUCAUUGCCCGGUUUCCCCGGGGUGGGAAAUGGUACUUCCACGACGACGGGCACUGUUGUACCACCGACGAGGAUGAUUCCCACCGAAGCCACGACGAGAAGAAGACUUGCUCUUCUUGUCCGACUUCCAAGACGUCCAGCAUCUCUGAUGCGGCUUCCCUCUACGGCUCGGCCCUUCGCCGGUACUUCCCCACCGCCACCAGGAUCCUGUUUGCCCCCCUGUGGGAUUCUCUCAACUCUCGCUGGUUCGGCGGUUGUUUCUGCUGGAGCGGCACUGCGACGCGUAUCUUCAGCACGCCCGUCGAGCUUGGGAGCAUCAUUGGUUUCGGGGCUUCUUUGAUGGUGGAGUAUAGCCGGUUAGAGAGCCUGGAGGCGGACCGAAGGAAGGGAGACUUUCUCAGCAGCAUAUCGCAUGAGCUUCGUAGCCCCCUCCACGGCAUCUUGGCUGCCUCAGAGUUUCUCGCCGCCGAUCAAGCAGCCACGGGCUUGCCCAAGUCGCUCCUGGAGACGAUCCACUCCUGCGGGCAAACAUUGCUGGACACAUUCGAGCAGAUUCUGGAUUUCAGCAAGAUCAACGCCUUUGAACGCAAGCGGCGCGAUUCCAAGUGGUGGCGCAACAACCAGAAGGACGGCGAACAGACGGCCACGCCCAAGACUACCCCACGCUCGUUGAACAUCCUGCGCACCGUGGACGUCGCCUCUAUCACAGAGGAGGUCGUGGAGAGCAUCUGCUUUGGCCGCCAGUACUCGUUGGCCCACCGCCGAGCCUCGAAACCAGAGGACACCGAGACGACGGAGGGCGAUCUGACGGCCACCAGCCGACCCGCGGUCGAAGUCACCAUGGAGGUCGAUCCUAAUGAUUGGGUGUUUGACGUUGAACCAGGGGCAGUGCGUCGGAUCGUCAUGAACGUUUUUGGAAAUGCCCUCAAGUACACUGCGGUCGGCCACAUCAAUCUGAAACUAGAGAUCGAGCAGCAGCAGCAGCAGCAAGGCACCGAGCUUGCUGGUGCCGAUGCCGUAGUUCUGACGGUCUCGGACACGGGCAAAGGCAUCACAGACGAAUACCUCCGUUCGCACCUCUACACACCCUUCUCACAGGAGGACGCCCUCGCCCCGGGAACGGGGCUGGGCCUCUCGAUCGUCCGGAGUAUCGUCCAUUCGUUGAACGGCAGUAUCCGGGUCCGCAGUAAGGUCGGAGCCGGGACGGUGGUCAAGGUCAUUCUGCCUCUUACACGGCCCAGUUCGACAUUGGACUCGAGCAAUCGACCACCUUCUUCUCGGGGCAGAGAGACAGCAACAUCGCCAUCCCCCGUGGCUGAUAUACAAUUCGUGAGGGAGAACCUGGCGAAUAAGAAAAUCGCACUCGCGGCCAGCCGUAACAACAACACGGAACGCCGAAAAGACGAUUGGAAAACCGCUGUACAGACUGUCGAGGCCUACGUGAAGCAGUGGUACGGCUUGGAAGUAGUGGCGUGGUCUCCGCACCAGCCGACUGACCUGAUUGUUCUGGACGAGGCGCAAUUGCCAGACCUCCUUGCCAAGUCGCCAUCGGCACCCUUGCUUGUGCUCUGCCACGGGGCACUGGACCGUGCUCGAACCUUGGUCGACAGGUAUCAGGAUAUCCUGGAGCAUCGGGUGGAAUUGAUGGUGUUGCCGUGCGGUCCGUACAAGUUGGCCAAGAUGAUUCGGAGUCUCAUGUCCGGCAAGGGACCAUCACCAGGCCAUCAGAAUGGAUAUGUCCACCGCGCCAAGGAUGUCACUCCCCUUGACCACGACGACGAUGAUAAAACCGGGAGUCCAGGAGGAGGAGGAGGAGGAGGAGGAGGAGGAGGAGGAGGGUCAGGAAACCACCUCCCCGAGAAACCUGUGGGCAAUACCAAGGACAUCCUCAACAUGGUGGGUCGGCGAGUGGAAUCCUCUCCCCGAUCCGCCUCGGUCCAGUACUCCCCGCCGAAGAAGGAAGAGAGUACAUCCAGUGGAGACAGCAACGGGACCAGCGUUUCCUCUGUCUUUUCGUCAUCAGCAGCAACAGCAGGACUCGCGCCCAGCACCACUACCACUACCGCCACCACCACCAACAACGCCUCGUCACAGACUUCUCGCUCGACAAGCCCAGAUGCAGACCCAACAACCAUCAUCCACCUACCGGAUCGCAGAAAGCGGGUCUCCAUCUCCAGAAAUGCACCCGACGCCCUCCGCAUCCUCCUUGUGGACGACAACCCCAUCAACCUGAAACUCCUCUCGACGUUCCUCGAGAAACGAGCCCCGGCCGUUCUCCACACGGCGCAGAACGGCAAAGAGGCCGUCCACGCCGUGGAACAGAUGCAGGCGCGGGGAGGGUACCACUUUAUCUUCAUGGACAUCACCAUGCCAAUCAUGAACGGCCUCGAAGCCUCCCGCGCCAUCCGCGCCCUGGAAAACGACCACCACGCCAAGGAGAAGAAAGAGAAGAAGAAGAAUCCAAUACGUCGUCCCGUCAUCGUCGCCCUGACGGGGCUCGGCUCCGAGCGGGACCUGGAGGCCGCGCACGACGCGGGCAUCACCCUCUUCCUGACGAAGCCUGUUUCAUUUAAGACGAUCAAUAAUCUGAUCGAUGAUUUGGGGGGAGAGUAUCACUUGACGGAAAGAAACAAGACAUGAUUCAAAAAAGAAGAAGAAAGAAAGAAAGAAAGAAAGAAAGAAAGAAAGAAAACAACAGAAACAGUAACUUUGCAACGCGACUCAAGAGGAAAACGAUUAACUUGACGUUUUUGAUAUAUAGAGCGAUUUUCCUGCGGGAUCCGAUCCUACCCGUCAUAACAUGUACUAUAAGGAUAUGAUUGAUAGUUAUACCCCCUCUAUUUAAAAAAAAAGCCACUGUACAAUAGGAUAGUAAUACAUGAACUAUACAUUGUUAAGCUCCAUCCAUAUUUCUAAUACAUCAAGUAGGAUGUAUCACUC